Messenger RNA from Penicillium manginii, 1428 nucleotides. RefSeq lists its product as uncharacterized. The transcript is spliced from 2 exons. The record is from RefSeq and is a predicted model, not a curated record. Lineage: Eukaryota; Fungi; Ascomycota; Eurotiomycetes; Eurotiales; Aspergillaceae. Bases 1 to 1428 code for a protein of 475 amino acids.
AUGACCACCCCAUCACCAAACCCGCCCUGGGUCUUGAAGAAGGCAGUUCUUGUUCAUGCGCCCGACCUGGGUAUUUCAUGUUCUGCUCACCUUCGAAUUGCCCAUAACGAAACUGCCAACCAAGGAUCCAUAUCCCUUCGGAUAACGGCAGAUCUUGCUAACCUGAAUGGCAGAUCGCAGAUGCUUACGCUAAAUAUCCCUCCAAAAAUAAUCGAAAAGUGCGCAUUAGCCCCGAGAAGCAACGAUGGCCUCUGUCCACCACACCUGGUUUCUAUGAUACGGGCAUCUGUCACGAAUGUUUCGGCCGUCUCGACAUUGAGCCUGAAGCUCGGUACCACUGGCAUCGUUCUUUGUCCAUCCGGGGCGGAUACUCUAAGCCCAGCCAAUCCAGGGGAUUCUGAUUUCGAUGCCUUUGCAAAGAUCUGCCGAUCCGACUUCCUACGGCUACACUUUUCCAGACGACAAUUUGUGAAUAAAGAACUUGAUCGAUUAGAAGCUUUCUCUCAUGUCUUGCGUAACAGAAGUCUCCUGGCGGAAACUUUUGACCACGCUCGCCAUGGCGUGGUCGAGAGAGAUUGGCGGGCCUUUAAUCUAUCACUCGAUCCACCUCCAUAUUGCGAGCAACCCGCAUCCGGGCAGGUGAAGCUGGUAGAUCCACCUCUAUAUAGUGAGCAGUCCAUAUCCGAGCAGGUUCUUGGAAAACGCCGAGCCCCAUCUAUCCCAUCCGACAAUGAAAGACGAAAAAGCCCACUCUUUUCAAGCCCUCAGCCGCCCGACUCCCCAACUGAAGUCAAUACGCCGAGCAUCCUGUCCAUGUCACCACCCCCGAUCCGUCCAACUUACUUUACGCGUGCCACCUCUCCUGGUCUUAAAGAACGUGACAUACUUGGGCGUCUUGAACAUGAAUUGCGCGGUCUUUCCGAUGACAUGAUCUGCAAACUAUUGACGCGAUCAGGACACCGACAUCUGCUGGCUCCACCCGCUGGUAGAGAUAGUGACUUGCCAUCUGGGUCUGAGAAAGUCAGCUUCGCCGAGGUCGAUACCGUUGAACGCCGUCUGAAACAAUAUAUUGAUCAGACUAUUGAGCGUCGUAUCAAAUCACAUGUCGACCAGAUUGUCGAUAGCGCCCUGGGCGAAUGCCGUGACCACAUUUUCGACGAAUGUAAAACGAACGAAGCCGAAUUCCGUGAGCAGGUCGACGAUGCUAACUCGGAGAUACGUAUUACGGCCAAUGAGUGUAUGAAGGAAAUGAAAGAACAAGCGCAACAGCAUAUGAAUGAUAUCGAGGAUCAGGGAGUUGAGGUUGAGAUGUCGGCGAAGGAAGAAGCCGCAAAGCUGCAGCGCUGGUUCCAUGCUUCUGCCCAGUCCUCACUUGAUAGAAAUUCAAGUUCUAGCCAUAAACUGAAUGCCAGGUGCAGAUCUGUUUAG